Messenger RNA from Fukomys damarensis (Damara mole-rat), 2697 nucleotides. RefSeq names its product methylcrotonoyl-CoA carboxylase 1 (gene Mccc1). The record is from RefSeq and is a predicted model, not a curated record. The transcript is spliced from 20 exons. The coding region runs from base 109 to 2178 and encodes 689 amino acids. Lineage: Eukaryota; Metazoa; Chordata; Mammalia; Rodentia; Bathyergidae. Gene Ontology annotation, molecular function: ATP binding; methylcrotonoyl-CoA carboxylase activity; metal ion binding. Gene Ontology annotation, cellular component: mitochondrion.
AUUAGGUCGGACGGUGGCCGGCGAAAGACAAUAGGCUUACCGAGCCGAGGCAAGCGUUUGGAUGUGUGAGAGUCGGUGUUUACAUUCUACAGCCGUUUUUCCCAGGAUAUGGCUUCUGCCUCGGCCGUAUCUGUGCUGCUGGUGGCGGCAGAGAGGAAUCGGCGGCUGCGUUUCCCGAGCCUGCUGCUGCCUCCGAGAAAAUGGACUUGGAAGCAAAGAAACAUGAAAUAUGCUACAGCCACAGGAAGAAACAUUACCAAGAUCCUCAUUGCAAACAGAGGAGAAAUUGCCUGCCGGGUGAUGCGAACAGCCAAGAAAAUGGGUUUGCAGUCUGUGGCUGUUUACAGCGAUGCUGACAGGAAUUCCAUGCAUGUGAAUAUGGCAGACGAAGCCUAUUGCAUCGGCCCUGCCCCCUCCCAGCAGAGCUACCUCUCUAUGCAGAAAAUCAUCCAGGUGGCCAAACUCUCUGCUGCACAGGCUAUCCAUCCAGGAUACGGCUUUCUUUCAGAAAACAUGGAAUUUGCCGAACUUUGUAAACAAGAAGGAAUUAUUUUUAUAGGUCCUCCUUCAUCGGCAAUUAGAGACAUGGGUAUAAAGAGCACGUCCAAGUCCGUCAUGGCUGCCGCUGGGGUCCCUGUCGUGGACGGCUAUCACGGUGAGGACCAGUCCGACCGGUGCCUGCGGGAACAGGCGGCCAGAAUCGGUUAUCCCGUCAUGAUCAAAGCCGUCCGGGGCGGAGGAGGAAAAGGCAUGAGGAUUGCUAGAUCCGAAAAGGAAUUUCACGAACGGUUGGAAUCUGCACGGAGAGAAGCGAGGAAGUCCUUCAGUGACGACGCUAUGCUGAUCGAGAAGUUUGUGGACACCCCAAGGCACGUCGAAGUCCAGGUGUUUGGCGAUCACCAUGGCAACGCAGUAUACUUGUUCGAACGAGACUGCAGCGUACAGCGGCGACAUCAGAAGAUCAUCGAGGAGGCCCCCGCGCCUGGUAUCAAACCAGAAGUGAGAAGAAAGCUUGGAGAAGCUGCAGUCAGAGCUGCUAAAGCCGUAAAUUAUGUUGGGGCAGGCACCGUGGAGUUCAUUCUGGACUCGCAGCACAACUUUUACUUCAUGGAGAUGAACACGAGGCUGCAGGUAGAACAUCCUGUUACCGAGAUGAUCACGGGAACUGACUUGGUGGAGUGGCAGCUUCGGAUUGCAGCAGGUGAGGAGAUUCCUUUGAGCCAGGAAGAAAUCCUGCUGCAAGGCCAUGCCUUUGAGGCCAGAAUCUAUGCAGAAGACCCUAACAAUGACUUUAUGCCGGGGGCUGGACCGUUGGUACAUCUCUCUACACCUCUCGCAGAUCUUUCCACUAGGAUCGAAACUGGAGUACAGCAAGGAGAUGAUGUUUCCGUGCAUUAUGAUCCCAUGAUCGCAAAGCUAGUUGUAUGGGCUGCAGAUCGCCAGGCGGCCCUAACGAAGCUGAGGUACAGCCUUCGUCAGUUCAACAUCGUCGGCCUGCGCACCAACGCGGACUUCCUGCUGCGCCUGGCCGCGCACCCCGCCUUCGAGGCCGGCGCUGGAGCCGCGGCCCGCGCUUCCAGCCUGCAGACCCGAGAUCCAUUCUCUCCAUUUUCACUGAGCAGUGGAAGAAGACUGAACAUCUGUUACACCAGAAACUUGAUUCUUAGAGAUGGCAAAAGCAAUGUGGCCGUAGCUGUGACUUAUAACCACGACGGGUCCUACAGCAUGCAGAUCGAAGAUGAAACCUUCCAAGUCCUUGGUGCUCUUCACAGCGAGGGAGACUGCACUUACCUGAGAAGCUCCGUGAAUGGAGUUGUCCGCAGGGCUAAGCUGGUCACCCUGGAGAACGCCGUGCACCUGUUCUCCAUGGAAGGAAGUAUCGAGAUCACCGUUCCAGUGCCCAAAUACUUGUCUUCAGUGAGCUCAGAAGGAACCCAGGGAGGUACCAUAGCUCCUAUGACGGGAACCAUCGAAAAGGUGCUUGUGAAAGCUGGAGACAAAGUGAAAGCCGGAGAUUCUCUCAUGGUCAUGAUCGCUAUGAAGAUGGAGCACACCAUAAAGGCUCCCCGGGACGGCACGAUAAAGACGGUGCUCUUCACGGAAGGGUCGCAGGCCGACAGACACUCCCGUUUAGUCGAAUUCGAGGAGGAAGAGCGUGAGGGGAAGGGGUCGGAAUAAACCACCCCGGAAACUCCGCUGCGCUGUGCAGAAUCUGCAUCUGCAAAGCUGCUUUCGCCCAGCUCCCCUAAGCAGCAGUUUUUACCAAAUCAAUGAUCGGGAAGGGGCUAAAACCCUUCCCCAUGGGAGAAUCAUGUCCUGGGGUCCCAAACGCAAUACUAAAUGAUCUCAAAAGCAUUCAUAUUAAUAAAAUCAAAUUCUACUUUUUUAUCAUUAGAAGCUAACAUGGCUUGUUUCUGCCUCUGUAGUAUCUUUUCGGGAGGAGCCAUAGCAAGUUGGUCAAAAGGGAACGACCGGAAGCAAAAUGUCAUUCAAUGAAAUGAGUUACUUCCCAGGUAUAAUCAUUCUGAACACAGAGAAAAGACAUAUUUCAGAGACAGAUGCCGUAGAGCUAAACUCAACCAAGAUUUUAUUUUUCAGAGUAACUUAUUAGGCAGUUUAAAAAGAAGGGAAGUUACUUGUUUCUAGUCUUUGCAAAUGGAAAAUUUCUCUUUAGACAGUCUCCGUCUUAUUUUUGUG